GACAAUCCCUCAGAUCCCAGGCACUGACACACUAUGUCGCUGAUCAGAGGCCUGAGGCUACCUGGCUGCCUGGUCCUGGCUACCCUGGUUAGCCUGGUGCACAGCCAGCAUGUGUUCCUGGCCCCUCAGCAAGCACUGUCACUGCUCCAGCGGGUCCGUCGUGCCAACAGUGGCUUCCUGGAGGAGCUCCGCAAGGGCAACCUGGAACGGGAGUGUGUGGAGGAGCAGUGCAGCUAUGAGGAAGCUUUUGAGGCCCUGGAGUCAAUCAGCUACACGGAUGUGUUCUGGGCCAAGUACACAGCUUGUGAUUCAGUGCGGAAAACUCGAGAGAUUUUCAUGGAAUGUCUAGAAGGUCACUGUGCCAAGGAUCUGGGUGUGAAUUACCGUGGGACUGUGAAUGUCACCCGUUCGGGUAUUGAGUGCCAGUUAUGGAGGAGCCGCUACCCACACAAGCCUGACAUCAACUCCACCACCCACCCCGGGGCUGACCUGCAGGAGAAUUUCUGCCGCAACCCAGACAGCAGCACCAAAGGACCCUGGUGCUACACCACAGACCCUACCGUGCGAAGAGAGGAAUGUAGCAUCCCUGUCUGUGGCCAAGAGGGCCGUACCACUGUGGAGAUGACGCCCCGCUCAGGAGGUCCCAAGGGGAAUCUGUCACCGCCAUCAGAGCAGUGCAUCCCUGAGCGUGGCAGGCUGUACCAGGGGAGAUUGGCGGUGACAAUACAAGGCUCCCCAUGCCUGCCCUGGGUCAGCGCACCGGCCAAGGCCCUGAGCAAGGACCAAGACUUUAACCCGGAGGUGAAACUCGAGGAAAAUUUCUGCCGCAACCCAGACGGGGAUGAGGAGGGCGUGUGGUGCUAUGUAGCAGGACGGCCUGGAGACUUUGAGUACUGCGACCUCAACUACUGCGAAGAAGCGGUGGGAGAAGAGCUGGGCCAGGAUGGGGAAGAGACCAUCGGAGGGCGUACCACUGUCGAGGAGUUCCAGGCCUUCUUCGACGAGAAGACCUUUGGCUCCGGGGAGGCAGACUGUGGCCUGCGGCCAUUGUUCGAGAAGAAGUUAUUGACGGACAAAACGGAAAAGGAACUUCUAGACUCUUACAUCGACGGGCGCAUCGUGGAGGGCUGGGACGCGGAGAUCGGCAUCGCCCCCUGGCAGGUGAUGCUCUUCCGGAAGAGUCCUCAAGAGCUGCUAUGUGGGGCCAGCCUCAUCAGUGACCGCUGGGUCCUCACAGCUGCCCACUGCCUUCUGUACCCACCCUGGGACAAAAACUUCACUGAGAAUGACCUUUUGGUGCGCAUUGGCAAGCACUCCCGCACCAGGUAUGAGAAGAACAUUGAAAAGAUCUCCAUGCUGGACAAGAUCUUCAUCCACCCCAGAUACAACUGGCGGGAGAACCUGGACCGGGAUAUCGCCCUGCUGAAGCUUAAGAAACCGGUCAUCUUCAGUGACUACAUUCACCCAGUGUGUCUGCCGGACAAGCAGACAGCAGCCAGUUUGCUUCAGGCUGGGUAUAAAGGACGGGUGACAGGAUGGGGCAACCUGCGGGAGACAUGGACAACCAGUGUCACCGAGGUGCAGCCCAGCGUCCUGCAGGUGGUGAAUCUGCCCAUUGUGGAGCGGCUGGUGUGCAAGGCCUCCACCCGGAUCCGCAUCACUGACAACAUGUUCUGUGCUGGGUUCAAACCAAAUGAAAGCAAGCGAGGGGAUGCUUGUGAAGGUGACAGUGGGGGACCCUUUGUCAUGAAGAGCCCCUAUAACAACCGCUGGUAUCAAAUGGGCAUUGUCUCAUGGGGUGAAGGCUGUGACCGGAAUGGGAAAUAUGGUUUCUACACACACGUGUUCCGUCUGAAGAAGUGGAUACAGAAGGUCAUUGAGCAAUUUGGAUAGGGGCCACUGUGGGCUCCUCAUUGCAAAAUCACAGAAACCAGCCAAAAUAUUUUUGUGGUUUGUUUCUAAAAUGGUAGUUCCCAAUAAAAGUGACUUUCAAUGAACCUCA
This is a messenger RNA of Nannospalax galili (Upper Galilee mountains blind mole rat), 2002 nucleotides long. RefSeq names its product coagulation factor II, thrombin (gene F2). The record is from RefSeq and is a predicted model, not a curated record. The coding region runs from base 34 to 1893 and encodes 619 amino acids. Gene Ontology annotation, molecular function: calcium ion binding; serine-type endopeptidase activity. Gene Ontology annotation, cellular component: extracellular region. Gene Ontology annotation, biological process: positive regulation of blood coagulation; proteolysis; blood coagulation. NCBI's taxonomy places the organism in Eukaryota, Metazoa, Chordata, Mammalia, Rodentia, Spalacidae. The transcript has 14 exons.